AUGAGUUUCUCUUGGACCCAGUGCCUGUGCAAUCGUCCGAGUGAUAACAACUGAUCUGAGAGAAUAAAUAUGGCGAUGCGUGUGCACAUAAGGCUUUUUAAUACCACGAGGAACUGCCAAUUUGAAACUGCUAGAGGACUCUCUGUAUCGGCAACUCUAAAAAAGGCAAAAGCAUUAUUCAAUUGGCAAGAUCCUUUCAACAUCGAGUCCCAGUACACCCAGGACGAGAUAAUAAUCCGCGAUCAGUUUCGCUCGUACUGCCAGGAGAAGCUCCAGCCAAGAAUUAUCGAUGCAUUUAGAAAUGAGAAUUUUGAUAAGGUCAUAAUAAAGGAACUGGGAUCCCUCGGGGUACUAUGUCCCACUCUGAAGGGAUAUGGGGCUGCAGGAGCUUCCUCCGUAGCUUACGGGCUCAUUAAUAAAGAGAUUGAGUCUGUGGACAGCGGGUACAGGUCCACCUUCUCCGUGCAAAACCUCGCCGCCACUGCCAUCGACUCUUGGGGCAAUCAGGAGCAAAAGGAUAAAUAUUUACCCAAACUUGUUUCUGGGGAUCUGAUCGGUUGCUUUGGUCUCACUGAACCCAAUCAUGGCAGUGAUCCUGCUGGAAUAGAAACGAAAGCAAUCUAUGAUGCCAGCAGAAAGGUCUACAAGCUCAGUGGUAGCAAGACCUGGAUAACAAACGCCCCAGUAGCAGAUUUACUAGUAAUUUGGGCGAAAACCGACGAUGGAACUAUCCGAGGAUUCAUAACAGAGAGAAAGGGCAACGAGGGGACAUUAAGUACACCUAAAAUCGAGGGGAAAGUAUCUUUAAGGGCCUCUGCUACUGGAAUGAUCCUAAUGGACGAUGUCAUCGUCCCUGAAGUUAAUUUACUCCCUAAUGUUACUGGUCUCAAGGGCCCAUUCGCAUGCCUGAAUCACGCACGUUACGGAAUAGCGUGGGGUGCUUUGGGUGCCGCUGAGGAGUGUCUGAGACUGGCCAACACCUACGUGUCAGAGCGUAAGCAGUUCAACAGACCAUUGGCAGCUAAUCAAUUGAUACAGAAGAAAUUAGCUGACAUGAUGACGGAAAUAGCCAUCGGGCUGCAGGGAUGCCUGCGCGUUGGCCGACUCAAGGACGAGGGCAAGGCUACACCAGAGAUGAUAUCAAUGAUAAAAAGAAAUUCAGCUGCCAAAGCCAUCAACAUCGCCCGAAAUGCAAGGGAUAUGCUCGGGGGAAAUGGAAUUUCCGACGAGUACCACAUCAUCAGGCACAUGGUUAAUCUCGAAUCAGUCAUCACGUACGAAGGCACCGAUGAUAUCCACGGUCUUAUUCUCGGACGAGCUAUUACUGGUAUACCAGCGUUCUUCGGCUGAUGUUAAUGAUUUAUAAACGCCUCAUCAGCCCCAGUUGUAUUCUCAUUUAAUCACAACAUCUGGCCAAUGUUGAAACGAGUGAAAAAAAUAAACACUGUCACUCCUGGAUAUUCACAAAAUCAUGUCCAACGUAUUUUUAAUCAUAAAUAAAUUAAGUUUAAUUCCUAAGUAAUAAAGCAUUAAUUACAUUCUCAA
This is a messenger RNA of Fopius arisanus, 1545 nucleotides long. RefSeq names its product glutaryl-CoA dehydrogenase, mitochondrial. Gene Ontology annotation, cellular component: mitochondrial inner membrane. Lineage: Eukaryota; Metazoa; Arthropoda; Insecta; Hymenoptera; Braconidae. The transcript has 8 exons. Gene Ontology annotation, molecular function: glutaryl-CoA dehydrogenase activity; flavin adenine dinucleotide binding; fatty-acyl-CoA binding. The coding region runs from base 70 to 1350 and encodes 426 amino acids. Gene Ontology annotation, biological process: fatty-acyl-CoA biosynthetic process; fatty acid beta-oxidation using acyl-CoA dehydrogenase. The record is from RefSeq and is a predicted model, not a curated record.